Messenger RNA from Pyrenophora tritici-repentis Pt-1C-BFP, 471 nucleotides. RefSeq names its product FAP multi-domain protein. NCBI's taxonomy places the organism in Eukaryota, Fungi, Ascomycota, Dothideomycetes, Pleosporales, Pleosporaceae. The record is from RefSeq and is a predicted model, not a curated record.
AUGUCCUGCGCACCUUCAACCUCGAUCCCCCACCCACCCACCACCCUCUCCUCCUGUGCUGUCCCCAUCGGCGGCCAAAACAGCUCUAUCCUCCACGCCUGCUGCAACGGCCACAUCAACGCCCUCGCCACAUACUCCGCACCCGACACCACAUCUACGUCCUCCUCGUCAUCAACACCCCCCGUCAUUGUAAACUCGGAAGACAACGACGGAUGUUUCUUGUACUGCAUCACUGAUUCCCCGAGCUUGGUGCAGACGUGUUUAAAGCAGAAGAUGGAUGAGGCCGAGAUUGCGAGAGAGGGAGAAAGUUUUGCUUGUUUUGAGGCGGAGAAGGUGGUUAGGAGAGAGAAGGGGAGGGUUGUGAAGAGGGAGAGUGGGUAUGCGAAUGCGGGUGUGAAGGUUAGUGCGGGCUGGGGGCUGAGAAUAUUGCUGAGUGUGGGUGUUAUUGCGGCUAUCGUGGGUGGAUUGUGA